CGCUGAUAAAAGUGCGUGACGGAUGGUGUUCGCAUACCGAGUACUCGAGUAGGCGUAGGUCUGGGUGCAAACUGUGCAAUACCAUGCCAACUGUUCGGCUGAGGCCGUUUUUCACGCGAGGAUCAUAGCUGUAAAUACCAGAUGUUCGUCUCUUGAUAGGAAAGCCACAAUGGAAGGACUUGGGUCGUGUACACACAAGGUGAUUGAUGCCUUGGUGUGGUUUGGACACCAGGUCCGCCAGUAUGUGACGGUUGAACCUGUCAUGCUGUUCUACAUGCUCGGGAGUUUCCUCCAGUACUCAGCCGUUAUUCAACUGCUAUAUCUCAAGCUGUGCGUGAUCAAGUUCAACGAUACUUUGGCUUGUCGGAAUCUGAGCGGUCACCCUGACAUGGAGAGGUACACGCAGGAUUCCGCCUCCACCUGGCUGAUCGUUCUCAACGCUUUCCUGACCAUAUCUUCCAUUGUCAGCACUCUGUUCUACGGGGCCUGGUCGGACAGGGUGGGACGACGGAUUACAAUCAUUCUCCCAGCUACCGGGUCCGUCAUAAAUGGCAUCGUCUUGAUAAUCUGCGCAAGGUAUAUGUUCUCGUCCAUUUGGUAUGUCGUUUUGGGCACUGCCUUGAUGGGGGUGUUUGGCAGUUUCCCCACACUCACCACUGCUGUAUUUAGUUACCUGGGAGAUGUAACGACCACCGAGAACAGGACAAUGAGGUUUGGCAUUUUGGAAGCCAUGACCUUUUCGGGUAGCUUUAUUGGGCUCAUCACAGGAGGUGUCGUCAUUGAUAAGGCGGGCUACAUAGCUGUGUUUGCUUACUACAUUGCCUGUAAUGCCGCAGUGGUUCUCUACACCAUUUUCUGGCUGCGGGAAUCUGUGCCCGGUUCAUCUUCAUCGAGCACCAUCGCGGACACUGACAGUAAGGUACUCGUCGACGACGUGGACAGUCAGGUAGAAACUGAUUUGGGGAUGCCCGACACCACAUCAAAGGGUUGUUGCUGUCAGCUGAUGCGAUUUGAGAACAUUAGGAAUGCCAUUUGCAUUCUAGUCAAAAAGCGGCCCCGUUAUGGAAGGCUUCAGUUAGUCCUACUGAUCAUGUGCCUGUUCACUCUUCAGCUAGUUGGAGAAGGGUUUACCGACACGAUUAUUCUGUAUCUCAAGAAGGAUCCGCUUGAAUUUGAUGCUUCAACGAUUGGGUUCUUUCAAGGUCUCAAGAACGGCCUGACGGCAUUGACCCUGAUCGUGGGCAUGCCGUUACUGAGGCUGACCAAAGUACAUGACACCGUCAUUGCCUUCGUAGCAUUGAUAUUCCGUAGCGGGGCAUUUAUCAUGAUAGCCUUUGCUCGUGAACGCCUGACAGUUUUCCUAAUGCCCAUUCUCUACAGCCCGUCUGGCAUACCAGCUGCAGUCACAAGAGCUCUCCUCUCCAAAAAUGUCCAAGUUACUGAGCAAGGUGGGCUGUUCUCCCUGACGGGAGCCCUGGAAACCCUGACAACGUUUCUCUCCUCGGCCAUUUUCAACGCCCUCUAUCCUGCCUCCAAGAACAUCAUCGGGGGAGGCUUUGUCUUCAUUGUGAUGGCUGUCUUACUCAUCAUACCCAUGAUGCUUAUGAUGUGGGUCCGCGAUCUUCAAAAGGGAAGCACCUACGACCGAGCAAGGCCUCCAGCAAGAGAAGGUAACGAAUCUUCGAUUUAUGGAGACACCUAACCCACCUCAAUCACAUCCAUCGAUCACUGCUGAAAUCGUCACUCACAGUCUAGAUUUGGCCAUUUAGAACUGCAAAGUGCAACUGUUGAAUCAUCCAGUUUGUAGUCUUGCUUUCCAUAUUUUCAAUUGUUUGCCCUUUUUAGCCAGCUACAAAAACCAUUUUACAGAUCAAGUUAAGGUUCCAUUAGCCUAUUUGAAGUAUGAGGGACACAACAGGAAGGUGCUAUUUAAAGUGGGUACAUUUUGAGCAAACAAAAGAAUUUGCGCAAACCAAACAGCGUCCUCCCAUUGAGUCUGCCAAACCUCAAAACAGGCUAAAUCCCCAGAUGUUGUGGUUUCAAAAAUGGAAUGUAACCAUCCAUUGGCAAUUCAAAGGUAUGUUUUUCUGGGGAAUGUGGUUUCUCAUUGGCCGCAGUGCUCUCUGUUACUAGUAAUUAACUUGAAACGACCAUACCUCAUGCAUUCAUCAUGAUCAAAAGUCCAACUCUCACUGGUUUACUGCUUUUGCUGCUUACCAAGUGCACAAUCAAGGACCUGCGCAAACUCAAAUAUACUGGUAUUUCUUUGUACCUGUUCCCAGGAACAGUUCAGUUGGACUGCCACCGGAGUGAAUCAUCACUACAGACGCGUACAUGUAUACGUGUAUUUAAAUUAGGUUGUGUGGGUCCUGCUUCCUUUGCCUUGCUAUUGAAUACGUAUGAGGUAUGGGAAAACAAGUGUAGCAGUAUUUGACUUGGGUGGUAGAUUUUAGGCCCCCCCCCCAAAUAUUACAAGUUGAAAACUACUUCCAGUACCACAGGGAGCUCAACUUUAAUAUCCACCCUCCAACAUUUUAUCUUACUGUUACUUUCAGACUAAUGUGUCAAGUGUUUCGAAAAGAGGUAAAGGAUUUAAAUGCCAUCUGAGUCAUCUACAAAAGUAAUUGUAUCUAUUGUUAUGCAGGUGAAUUCAAUUAAGAAAAAAGUUCAGAUUUAUUAAUUUCUAUCAGUGUUGAACUUUUCACCUUGCUGAAAAGUAAAUUGUUAAAUAUCAAUCAUUGGGAUAUUUGAUUAUGUGUAACUUGCACAUCUAGUCAGUAAGCCACAAAAAACUAUUUUGAGAAUAUAUUCCCACAGGUUUCAGUUUAUUUCAUCAUUUUUAAACUUUGAAAUACAUGUAUGGAAUUUGUGUAACGGCUUUUUAAAAAAAGUGAUUUGAUAUGAGCAAUUGAAACUAAACACCAGUGCAAAUUAAUUGUAAACUGUUAUGCAUUCCCCCACUGCCAUGAGGCCUAUCUACACUUCAUAAGAAUUCAAAGUGAAUUUGACAUAAAAAUGCUACCAGUAACAUGCACAGGAGGUUGUACAGCGUUCGACUUGUACAAGUGCUCAGUCAAGAUUUUCUGUGACGGCACAGAGCGAUCAAAUUUUGGGUUUUCAUUUGCGAUGAGUGCGAAUAAGCCCUCAGGUGCAGGGAUGUGAUGUUGAAUGUCAGAAGGGGUGUGCUGACACAACUUUGUCACAUUGUGCACAUGUAUAGCCGUUCUAAGGUCACAUUUUAUGUGUCACCUUAUGCUUUAAAAGCUUUCAUUUGUUGGAAUUAUUUGAAUGGACAUCAGAAACCGUAAUCAAACCAUUAAAAGAAAUCGUGUCAUUUGGA
Molecule: messenger RNA, 3340 nt
Organism: Acanthaster planci (crown-of-thorns starfish)
Lineage: Eukaryota; Metazoa; Echinodermata; Asteroidea; Valvatida; Acanthasteridae
Product: proton-coupled folate transporter-like
Biological process (GO): transmembrane transport
Cellular component (GO): membrane
Molecular function (GO): transmembrane transporter activity
Source: RefSeq, a predicted model, not a curated record